UCAUUCCUGAUUGUACUCGCUUACAUUUGAAUCAAAGAAAGAUGCAACAAGCAAAAUCACGUAGCCGAAAAUGUACUCAUAUGCAAAUCUUAAAAUGAGACGACGCAUCAACUUCUGAUUUUUGAUGUCCGGGCAGGCUAACUUCUGACUAUUAUCAUUCUCGAUCUCUGUAAAUAUCGACUAUCUGUCGACAUGUCGUCAAUAAUUUCGAGUUGACUUGUUUCCCUGUGUUUCAGACUUUUAUCGUUCUAAACUUGUAGAUGAGCUGUAGGUAGUGUAGAGAGCAGUAAAGUGUGCCCCGCCAAUUCUUGACUUGGAGUUUUCGAGCUUUUCGUCUGCAAUUUGGACGAAGUAUCCGUCAGCGUUUUCUGGUGUCUCGAGACGGAUUGAAUCUUCAGAUGUUCGAAGCGUUCGAUCUGGUAGCCUGUCAUGCAGGGCCCUUCUCGCUUACAACUCACUCAUUACUACAUAAAGAAUGCACUAUGUCCACAUACUUGUAGCUGAACAGGGAAACCAUUUCGGGUAACAAGAACGCUAAACUUUAAUCUUGUCCCGUGAUGAAAACGAUAUUGGACAUUAUCUAAGAACUAGUGCCACCCAUCCCAGUUACAUUAUGUCAUUGUCCCUGUGUUUCAUUUCAUAUCUACACCGAGCUCCGUCACGCGUGCAAAUAUGCAGCUGUCGAACACGGUGAAUUACUUCGAAAGAUUCUAGGGAUAAUUGGAGAUGAUUCUGUUCGGGGCGGCCUUUGAGUUUGAUGUCUUUCCGGCCAGAAGGCUCAUUGUUUUUGUAAUUUGAUAACUCUGCCAAUGCGAGAGAGAUAAUGAAUCAAGAGGUGACAAGAAAAUGGCUCGGACGUCAGGUGACAAGACGCUGCAAAUUGAGGAAGCGGUCCAAAACAGUCGUAGUGUUGAUCCAGGAAGUCUAUCUGCGUGAUGAUAUUCCAUGUGGUAGUUCGGUAUGCCAGCUCUGUUCUCAAAAUUCAGCAACGCUACCAGCUCAUCCGUCCCAUUACCUGAUCUUGGAUGCAGAAGCUCUAAUUCAUUACUUGGAAGUAUGGGAGCUACCUCAAAUUACUGGUGUCAUCUACCUUUCUUCGGUUGUCAAGGAGGUCGUCAACCGACUGAGUCAGCACAAUUAUCGAAAAUUCAGAUCUCUCUUCACGGACAGAAGACGACAGAGUAUAUUAUUUGAUGAUGAACAUUUUAUCUACACAUGGAGUUUGAAUAGAGACAGAAACCAGGCGGCAGGCGCUAUCCACUCGGGUAAAAGAGUAGAAGCCGUGGCUGGCUGGUUUUACGAGCAUCUGGAAGGAUCUGUCCAAAUUGUUGCCAUACAAACAUCAGGCGAAAGUGACUCUUCAGCGGUCGACGAGACUUUCCUACAAACUCAUCUCAGCCGUCUAUCUAUCUCAGACGGCAAAAGCAAAACUUUAGAGGUUCUGAAUGUCGAAAACUAUAUUAAAGGGUACUGGAAUCAUGAUUCAUCCGUUUCAGAGCUCUUUGCCUCACUGGUCCAGUCACGUGCCGAAGUCACGGAAGCACAGAAAUUACAAAAUGAUUCUCGCCAGAGUGAUGUUUCUGGGAGAAGAGGAAGCAAAGGAACAUCCGCUUACUUCAAAGAGCAUCUACCAGUGCAUUCACUAGAAGCAGAUAUUGCAAGUGGAUCCCUUCGCGUUGGUAUAUUCCAUGUUGACAGACAUGAGCCACUUGAAGGGUUCAUUCAUCCUAGCAACAAGGGUGAAGCUUCAAAGCUGGAAAUAUUCGUACCAGGAAGAUUGCUGCAAAACAGGGCUUUGCCUGGGGAUACCGUUGCGGUCCGAAUGCUGGAGAGCAAAUAUUGGCAGGCGUCCAGGCAGAACUCUCAGCGGGGAAAGAAGGCUGGAACUAAAACCACUACCGAAGAGGACCUGAAAUUACCUUACCUGACCGAUGAGGUGGACGACCUUCCUGAUACGAUAAAUUCUGGUAUUAAACAGGUGGAUGAUGUACAGGAGAAAGCUGUGCAAGAGGUAAUGCCAACCGGUGAAGUUGUUGGAAUCGUCCAAAGGUUUCAAAGGGAUUAUGUAGCUUGUUUGGCACAAGAAGACGAGGAGUAUAUAUCGCAUUCCAUCCCUGGCAGGCGGGAAUAUCUGCUAUGUGUCCCAAUGGACAGACGUAUUCCAAUGGUACGACUAAAUACACGGUUUGCAGAUAGGCUUCUAGGACAAAGAUUUGUAAUUAGAAUUGAUGGUUGGGAUCAAGAUUCAAGAGUACCGAAGGGUCAUUUUGUCCGACUAUUGGGCCCCCUAGGCGACCUCAACACAGAGACUAUGGCUUUACUGGUAGAAAAUGGAAUAAAUACUUCACCGUUCAGUUCAGCAUCGAAGCAAGAACUUCCUGAAGAUACUGAAAGCAAUCCCUGGUUAAUACCAGAUAAGGAAUUCGCGUAUCGCCGAGAUCUCCGAUAUACUCAUAGAACAUGCAGUAUUGAUCCACCAGGGAGUAAAGAUGUUGACGAUGCCCUAUCAGUGAGCCGUUUAUCAAGCGGCCUGUUAGAGAUCGGAGUCCAUAUUGCCGACGUGUCUUACUUUGUUCGACAAGAUAGCUUACUAGAUCUCGAAGCUCGUGCUAGAGGUACCACUGUGUACAUGGUGGGAAAGAGUUGGCAUAUGCUUCCUUCAAUACUGAGUGAGAAUCUGUGUUCUCUCAAAGGAGGCACGGACAGGCUGGCCGUUAGUGUUGUCUGGACAGUCGAUCCUGAGAACUUCUUCGAAAUUGUGGAUGUGUGGUUCGGAAGGACAAUUAUUCGGUCUAAACAUCAGAUGUUCUACGCUCAAGCCCAAGCAAUCGUUGAUCGUCAAACGCUGCCUUCUGGUUGGGAGAUCAGCGGUGGACAAGAUGAACUUGCUGCUGUUGAGUCUGAUCUGCUUGUUCUUGCAAGUUUCUCGCAGCUACGUCGAGAUUUGAGGAAGGCCCAUGGUGCCUUGGAGUUGGUCAGUUCCGAACUUCGCUUUGAGACUGCUGGCAACAAGGAACCAAUCAGCGUGGACACUAAGGAAGAACUUCCGAUGAACUGGAUAGUCGCAGAGCUGAUGAUCUUAGCCAAUUCAUAUGUUGCCAAGAAAAUAUAUGGGUCCUUUCCAUCCAAGGCUCUUCUUCGGCGCCACGCCCCUCCUCGACUGGACAACUUCACUCUACUACUUGAGUGCUGUGCAGCACGCGGAUUUACCUUAGAUACUUCAAGCAACAAGGCGCUGGCAAAUUCCCUCGAUCGCAUGCGUGACAGCAACGAUCCCCUUGUUGAGAGUGCUUUUCGCGCGUUGGCGACGAGGGCUAUGUCAGAGGCUGAAUAUUGCUCAACAGGAGAACAAUCUGAUGCAAGUGGAGUUUAUCACUACGGCCUAGCUUUGGAGUUUUACACCCAUUUUACGUCACCAAUUCGUCGUUAUGCGGACGUAAUAGUUCAUCGUAUGUUGCUGGCCGCUUGCGGGGAAGAUUCAGAUCUUGUAAAAGGGAAUGAUGUGAUAUCUGCGAAGACUAAUUUGACUUUGGAUCUACCAAGCCAAGAGUUGCAAGAGGUCGUUCAUCACCUCAAUGAGCGCCAUCGGAACAGCAAAAGAGCACAAAAGGAGUGUAAUGAGCUUUACCUACUGAUGUUUCUGCAAAAACACGCGAAAGCAGAACACGCUGUGGUUAUCAGCAUUUUCAGCAAAGGAAUGAUGGUGUUUGUUCCUAAGUACGACCUUAGAGUACCUGUUUAUCUACAAGACAAAAAAGGAAAUGUUAUUCUUCCAGCAGAGGACGAUUCUGAACUCGAUACAGAAGAGCUUUUUAGUCGGGCUGACAGUCAUAUUCUGGUGAAGGAACCGGGAGUUGUGAAAAUUAACGAUUCCAAGAUUGGAAAAACGAUACGUGAAUAUAGGCUUAUGGAUUCUGUUUGGGUACAGCUUCGAGCAGACGGAUCUCGAGCUCAUGCUCCUAAACUUCGAGUGCGACUCUUAAGUCCCACACAUCCUGAUGCUCGAGCUUCCAAGCUGCUGAGUAGUACCAGAAAUCAGAAGGGGAUUCCCUCACAGCUGUACACGUUAUCCGGGCAUUCCGUCCCAGACAAACGAGGACCCAGAAGAGCAGUCAAGAAGUCAACUGUCAAGGACAAGAAACAAGCCUUACAGGAUAUCGUAAAGAUGGUAGCGGUUGAAGAAGCCCUUCAAACUAAACCUAUUGUCUCAACGGAGUUGGAUUCUUUGAAAAGAAAAGGAGCUAUGAGUGUACAUGAUGUUGCUGAAGACUUCAAGCGGUUGAAAGUUGCGUCGAUCUAUCUGGACGUGGAGAGCAGUAGUUCUUUAGAGAUGUUCUUCUCAGAUGUCUCAUCAGCUCGAGAGCAAGGAGCAAAGGUCUUCAGCAACCUUACUUUGACCGAUGGUGAAAAUGUUGCGGAUUGGAUGCCACUUACAUCCCGUAUGGACGUUAGCGAGGGGAGUUUGCAACCAGAACCUUGGUUCAUGGAGCGUCUUAGGACAGUUAGGGAGCGAACAUUGGAUCGUGCUGCAAAGAUGCGAGCCACAAAUAUUUGGUCCACCUUGCCAAAUGACACCGAGAAACUUAAAAAUCGUGCAAAAAAAGAGAUGCACCAUCGUGGUAGGGCUCAUGUCUUCAGUAUAUGGCUUGAAUAACAAAUGUUGUGUUACUUGUUUAAUCCAAAUAAAUCUCACAACAAAUCAAACUGC
Molecule: messenger RNA, 4708 nt
Organism: Marchantia polymorpha subsp. ruderalis
Lineage: Eukaryota; Viridiplantae; Streptophyta; Marchantiopsida; Marchantiales; Marchantiaceae
Source: the annotation of a GenBank genome assembly